UCCACUCUCAAGUGAGAGAACUAAGAAUCUCCAAUUCAAACCCACAACUAAAAAAAAUCCUUAUCUUCUCAUUUUCUCUCUUGUUUUCAGUUUUUGGAUAUGGAAAGUAGCAGUGAAGUGUCGAGCAGGCUUCAAUAUAUUGAACAAUAUUUACUUGAUGAAAAUCAAUUUCCUCCUGUGGGAUUGUGGAGCUUUUUAAAUGAAAAUCAAUGGACAAAUUAUCCGAAAUCCGAGGUUUCCACCUCUCAAUCUCACUCUCUUUACUCUCAAACUUCCACCUCUGAUUCCUGUCUUACAGCAUCCAAUUUUAAUAGCCUUGACGAAGAUGAUUUCUUCAACUUCUCUACCAGUUUCCCAGGUUUCGAGUCUAACCAUAGUGAUGUUUUCGAAUUUGACUCCAAACCUCAAUUUAUCCAUCUCACCACGCCUAAGCCUCUCACUUCCGACGCCACUGCUUGUGAAUUCCAAGUGAAAUCUCGAUCUUCUUCGAAUUCGACUUCCAAUUCUCAGAGUCGAAAACCUUCGCUGAAAAUCUCGUUGCCGCAUAAAGUGGAGUGGAUUCAGUUCGGCAAACCGGAUUUAACCGAGGUAAAGCCGAAGAAUUCAAAUACCGAAGAGAGAAGUAAGCAUUACAGAGGAGUCCGACAAAGGCCGUGGGGAAAGUUCGCAGCCGAGAUCCGAGAUCCUAACCGAAAAGGUUCACGGGUCUGGUUGGGAACUUUUGACACCGCCAUAGAAGCCGCAAAGGCUUACGACCGAGCCGCCUUUAAGUUACGUGGCUCAAAAGCGAUUCUUAACUUCCCUCUCGAAGCUGGGAAGUUGGAUGUAAUCGCCGCUGACGGAGAGAGGAAACGGAGCAGAGACGACGGCGCUGGGGAUGAGAGAGAAGUUAAAGCCGUGAAGAGAGUAAAUGAUGAUGUGACUAAAGCGAGAGAUAACGGCGAUGCGCCUUUAACGCCGUCAAAUUGGACAUCAUUUUUGGAUUGCGAUAACGACACGAAGGGGUUAUUUAACAUGCCAUUGUUGUCGCCGUUAGGCUUGCACCAAGUUAUAGUCAUCUAGCGACGAUAAGUCGAUAAUGUAUAUAAAUUGUUUUUAUUUGUUUUUUCUUUCAAUUCACUUAUUGAAUAAAUCGAUCCAUGGUUUUUUUAA
Molecule: messenger RNA, 1152 nt
Organism: Gossypium raimondii (Peruvian cotton)
Lineage: Eukaryota; Viridiplantae; Streptophyta; Magnoliopsida; Malvales; Malvaceae
Product: ethylene-responsive transcription factor ERF105-like
Exons: 1
Coding region: 100-1062 (320 amino acids)
Biological process (GO): ethylene-activated signaling pathway; regulation of DNA-templated transcription
Molecular function (GO): DNA-binding transcription factor activity; DNA binding
Source: RefSeq, a predicted model, not a curated record